AAUUACGGCUACUUGGUCCACCAGAGAAUAUUUGACGUUAUAUAUAAAAGCCAACUCUUCCGCUCUCCUUGUGCUCAAACUAAGAGCUUCUACUCAAAACCAUUUGCUUCUUUCUGCUUAGAGAGAGAGAGAGACACACUCAAUGGGUGCUAACGUUUCUACUCCAGACCAGAGAUUUCAGGUAACCCACUUCCGUUCAACGAAGCCAUGGACACCUCGACCUGAGAUUUAUCCUUUCAAAGUCAACAGUCCUUGUAUUGUGGAGAUCAAGAACAUGAAUCAGUGGAAAUCUAGGCUCAACGCUCUUAAAGACACCAACAAGCUGCUGGUGAUCGAGUUCACAGCUAAAUGGUGUGGACCAUGUAAAACCCUUGAACCAAAGCUCGAAGAGUUGGCUGCUAAAUACACCGAUGUUGAGUUCGUGAAGAUUGAUGUCGAUGUCUUAAUGAGCGUGUGGAUGGAGUUCAACCUUAGCACUUUACCUGCGAUUGUAUUCAUGAAAAGAGGCCGAGAAGUAGACAUGGUUGUGGGUGUGAAGGUUGAUGAGUUAGAGAGGAAACUCAAUAAAUACACACAAUCCUUCUUCUGAACGUUGAAUUCCUAACACGCCAAACAAAACUCCUCAUCACCUUACGCCAAGAAUAUAUAGUUUACUACUAUGUAUAGAUAAAAUGUUUGAACGACGAUUCAACAAAAUAAAACUUGUUUGUGUUGUAAAGGAAUUGGAUGUUGGAUUUGCUAUGUACGUGUCUCAUGUAAUAUAAAAUAUAUGAUCAGCGAUUUGUAUCGUUUUUUCU
Messenger RNA from Arabidopsis thaliana (thale cress), 797 nucleotides. It is a transcript of the gene TH8, whose product is annotated as thioredoxin H-type 8. Gene Ontology annotation, cellular component: cytoplasm. Lineage: Eukaryota; Viridiplantae; Streptophyta; Magnoliopsida; Brassicales; Brassicaceae. The record is from RefSeq and is marked reviewed. Bases 143 to 589 code for a protein of 148 amino acids. The transcript has 3 exons.